AUGCUCUCUGCAGCCGCCGUGAUGGCGCCAGUCCCGGCCGCUCCCAAGAGCUCCCUCGAGGUCUUGCUCGAGACCAUAAAGAAGCGCGACGAGCGGCCCAAGGAUGAGCCGCCGGCAUUGCCGGCCCGCCCGACGUGCCGUGGCCGGCUGCCCAGGGCAAGACGGUCGCCGACGCCUCCUAGGGUUCAUCUUGAGGAUGGAGUGGCAGAGGGUGCUGUGGCGGAUACUGACAAGAAGCCGGAAGCUGUAGCGGAUACUGACAAGAAGCCGGAAGCUGUGAAUGAGAAUAAGCCAGAGAUUGAGAAGGAGAAUACGCCAGAGGUCAAGAAGGAGAUUGGUGGGCAGGAGGCCAAGGAGGGGAAGGCUGUAAAUGGUCGCAUCUUUGGGGCCAAGAGAAAGCUAUGCAGUGUGGAAGUGGAACUACUGGAUGAGUCUCCGUAUGUUGAGAACCUCCACGAGGAGAGGAAGGAUGCAAUGGCCUGCAAGGAGCCCCCCUCUCCUUAUUUUUCCUCAGCAAGAUCAAAGAGAAAUGGGAAGCCAGUGUUUACUGAUUCCAUGGACUAUGUCCUCCAGAAGAAGCUACGGGUUUGGUGUUCUGCAUCAGAUGAGAAGUGGGAACUCGGACAGAUUCAAUCAAUUUCUGGAGAUGACGUCGAAAUACACCUUGUUAAUGGAGAAGUUUUGACGCUGCCACCAGAAAGACUUUUGCCCGCCAACCCUGAUAUUCUAGAUGGAGUGGAUGAUUUGAUCCAGAUGAGCUACUUAAAUGAACCUUCCGUCCUUUACAAUCUGCAAUACCGAUACUCUCGUGAUCUUAUCUACACAAAAGCAGGACCUGUUCUGAUUGCUAUCAACCCACUGAAAGAGGUUCCACUCUAUGGGAAAGAUUUCAUCAGAAAAUACAGACAGAAGCUCACAAAUGAUCCACAUGUGUAUGCAAUUGCUGAUAUAGCUUUUAAUGAAAUGCUAAGAGAUGGCAUAAACCAAUCUAUAAUAAUAAGUGGUGAAAGUGGAGCAGGAAAAACUGAAACAGCUAAAAUUGCGAUGCAGUAUUUGGCUGCUCUAGGGGGAGCUAACGGAAUGGAGUCUGAAGUUCUACAGACCAAUGUUAUUCUGGAAGCAUUAGGGAAUGCAAAAACAUCAAGAAAUGAUAACUCGAGCAGAUUUGGUAAACUUACUGAAAUGCACUUUUCUGAAACCGGAAAGAUUUGUGGCGCUAAAAUACAAACAUUCCUGCUUGAGAAGUCGAGGGUGGUUCGGAGGGCAUCAGGAGAGAGAUCAUAUCAUAUUUUCUAUCAGCUGUGCUCUGGAGCUUCUCCUCUUCACAGAAAAAAAUUGUUACUGAGAGACGCCAAUUACUAUAAUUACUUGAAGCAGAGUGCUUGCUUGAGAAUUGAUGGUGUUGAUGAUGCUAAAAGAUUUUCGUCGUUAUUGGGUGCAUUGGAUAUUGUUCAGAUAUCUGGGGAAAACCAGAUGGAAUUAUUUUCUAUGCUAGCAGUUGUCUUGUGGCUGGGAAACAUUUCAUUCUCUGUGAUAGACAAUGAAAGCCAUGUGGAAGUUGAUUCGAACGAAGGGUUGGUUAAUGCAGCAAAGCUGUUAGGUUGCAGUGUCCCUCAAUUGGUGAUUGCUCUCUCAACUCGUAAAAUCCAAGCUGGAAAGGAAAAUAUUGUUCAAAGACUGACGUUAACCCAGGCAAUCGAUGCAAGGGAUGCUCUAGCGAAGUCAAUCUAUGCUCAUCUGUUUGACUGGAUUGUUGAGCAAAUUAACGACUCGCUUGGAACGGGGAGACAACGUACACGAAGAUCCAUAAGUAUUUUGGAUAUCUAUGGCUUCGAAUCUUUCAAUAAAAAUGGCUUUGAACAGUUCUGUAUAAAUUAUGCCAAUGAAAGGCUGCAACAGCAUUUUAACCGACAUCUAUUCAAACUAGAACAGGAGGAGUAUCUGGAUGAUGGAAUUGACUGGGCCAGUGUGGAAUUUGUGGACAACACUGACUGUUUAUCUCUCUUUGAGAAGAGGCCUCUAGGGCUAUUAUCUUUGCUGGAUGAAGAGUCUACAUUCCCAAAGGCAACAGAUCUUUCCUUUGCUAACAAACUUAAGCAGCACUUGAGUGGAAAUCCUGGAUUUAAGGGCGAACAAGAUGGUGCCUUUAAGAUUUGUCAUUAUGCUGGAGAGGUUUCGUAUGAUACAACUGGGUUCUUGGAGAAGAAUAGAGAUCCACUGCACAGCGAGUCAAUUCAAUUACUCUCUUCGUGCAAAAGUGAUCUUCCAAAAGAUUUUGCGUCUGUCAUGAUUGCUGAUUCUCAGAAUAAGUCAACUUUGUCACAUCACUUAUUUGUUGAUUCACAAAAACAAAGCGUUGUGAACAAAUUUAAGGCUCAACUAUUCAAGCUAAUGCAGCAAUUAGAGAAUACAAGUCCUCAUUUCAUUCGAUGCAUCCAGCCAAAUAACAAACAACGCCCGAGGCAAUUCGAACAUGACCUUGUCUUGCACCAGCUUAAGUGCUGUGGUGUGUUUGAAGUUGUGCGGAUAUCGAGAGCAGGCUAUCCAACUCGGAUGACACACCAACAGUUUGCUGAAAGAUAUGGAUUUCUUCUCUCUCAUUCUGUCGCAUCUCAGAAUCCACUUAGUAUUUCAGUUGCUGUAUUACAACAAUUCAGUAUACCCCCAGAAAUGUAUCAAGUUGGCUACACAAAAUUGUUUCUUCGUACGGGACAGGUUGCUGCACUGGAAAAUGCCAAAAACCGGAUGUUCCAUGGAGCUCUUCGGAUUCAGAGAAACUUCCGUGGGUUGCAUACUCGAAGAGAAUAUCACACACUGAAGAAAGGAGCAACAGCUUUGCAGUCAUUUGUAAGAGGUGAAAAGGCAAGAUUUCGAUUUGAUUACCUUUUCAAGAGAUGGAGGGCAGCUGUUCUCAUACAGAAGUACACUAGGCGUCGACUUGCAGCCACCAUGUUUACUGAUCAGCUAAAAAAUAUUGUUGUUCUACAGUCUGUGAUACGUGGGUGCCUGGCCAGGAAGAAAUUCAACUGCUUGCAGGAAGAAAAGGAAUCUAAAGUCAUUAACAGCAAAGUUAAAAGGGAUGUAAGGAAUAAUAUUUCACAACCGAGGUUAUGCCAUGAAAUGAAUGGAGAGUAUCCUCGCCAACCAGUUGUCACAGAACUCGAGGAACGCGUUUCAAAAGCUGAGGCUUUAUUACGAGACAAAGAGGAAGAAAAUGCGAUGCUGAAGCAACAAUUGGAACAGUAUGAGAAUAAAUGGUCAGAAUAUGAGACCAAGAUGAAAGUUAUGGAAGAGGCAUGGAAGAAACAGCUCUCUUCUCUGCAGUUGAGUCUUGUGGCUGCUAAGAAGAGCCUAGCUGCUGAUGACAUGGUCACCCGAGCAGCUCGGACUGAUACCACUCCAACGCAUGCUCAAUACGACUCUGAAGAUACAAUGUCCACAGGGACCCAUACCCCAGAAGGAACAGAGUUGAAAUACCAAAACCACAACCCUGAACCUAGAGUGGUGACAGGAAACUCAGAUAGGCGGAUAAAUGCUGUGAAUCACCUAGCAAAGGAGUUUGAGGACAGGCGGCAGGUGUUCGACGACGAUGCUGGCUUCCUUGUCGCCGUGAAAUCCGGACAGAUUGGUUCAAAUAUGAAUCCGGACGAUGAACUCAGGAAGCUGAAGGACCGGUUUGCUACAUGGAAGAAAGACUACAAAUCUCGGUUGAAGGAAACGAAGGUAAACCUUCAGAAGGUCGGCAGUCAUGACGAGAAAUCUCGGAAUUUGAGUGCCAUUGCAUCAAAGGAAGAGAGAUCAAGAAAUGGCAGGAGAGAAGGCGGUUUUGUGAUUCUCGCUCUCUAUCGCAAGCAAGCCUGGUGA
Messenger RNA from Triticum turgidum subsp. durum (durum wheat), 3864 nucleotides. Lineage: Eukaryota; Viridiplantae; Streptophyta; Magnoliopsida; Poales; Poaceae. The record is from the annotation of a GenBank genome assembly.